Cuscuta europaea is the source of this 1332-nucleotide messenger RNA. NCBI's taxonomy places the organism in Eukaryota, Viridiplantae, Streptophyta, Magnoliopsida, Solanales, Convolvulaceae. The record is from the annotation of a GenBank genome assembly.
CACAAAACUAGUUAAUUCACUAGUUAAUUUGAUUAAAGUAAACUUUAAAAUACUAAUUUGCUACAACUCGAAUUAAUAGUUAGAUUAAUGGUUAAUUACUUUAUUACAAUUGUUUAUUAAUUGCUACAUUUGACUCUAGUUUAAAAAACUAGUUAAUUCUCAUUAUAGUUAAAGUUAAAGUAUAUUAAUUUCAUUGUUAGUAAAAAAAGGUUGUACACAAAACUAGUUAAUUUAAUAGUAUAAUUUCAUUGCUAAUUUCAUUUACUAGUUAGAUUAAUAGUAUAUUUUUAUUAAUAUAUUUGUUGCAAUUUAAUAUUUGUUACAUUUUUUAGAUGGAUCGUCCUAGAUAUUCGGUGAUAUGGGUAACCUCGAGCGCAACCGAACGAAAUACUCUUAUUUUCUAACAUUUUUAUACACAUCUUCUCCAACUUCCAAUCUCUAAUCUCCAUUCUCCAAUCUCUAUCUUCAUCUCCAUCUAUUGUAGAAUUAUUAUAUCUACCAUUUUUAAGAUGGAAGGAUUGGAAGGUCAAGAUGCCGUUAUACGGUAUAAUUUUGAUAAGCGGAAGGACCUGAAGACCGGGAUGUGGUACGCAACUUGCAAAUGGUGGGAGGGAAAAUGUAGCAUGGGGGUUUCAGGCGGAUACGGGAUGGCAAUGAAGCAUAUUAAGUCAUGUGACAAAGCCAAAGGAUCAGGAGGUUUUGUAGAUCCAAUAAUGGCCAAAAACGAGCCAUUGAAGGUCAUGCAUGCCGAUGCGGUGGUUGAAGACUCAAUUGAUGCCUUGAGUUGGCCCGACGUCCCUGAUUCCGAAGAUCAGAAUUAGUCACCUAGGGUUGAAGACAACAUCGAAGGAGGGUGGAAUGCUGAUGGCGAGAAGAGAGGUUUACAACAGGGAUUGGGCCCUAAGACUGUUCCAUCUGUCGUUGAUGAAUUUAUUGCCAUUUACCUAAGUCCAGUGGAUGAGUCUGUGCACAUUGCUUUUGGGGUACCCUAAGGCAGUUGCUAGGCUCCUUAUACUCUUUCUUUUGUCAAGAUCUAUGUCCUUGACUUGAGCAAGAGAUAGAAUCCGUGGUUUUCUUCCUACCUUGCCAGCCAUCUGUCUGUCCACGUUAAUAGUUCGUACGCCUCAAUGCAGCUUUCCAUUUUGAGAGUUCUGAAGAAGUUCCCCCAAUAUGAGCUGUCUAACUUCAUUAGGCAGUCUUUUUUUUUCUGAACACUUUCUGUAUUUUCCAUGUUGUUGUCCUCUUUCCAGAUUGCCCAUUGUGGUUCGUAUAUGUAGACAGCAAAGCUGCCAACUUUAUUUCAUUUUUGGAGGGAUUAGGGUUUUUUUGGAC